AUGAGCAUGCACCCGUCGCCAUUGGCCAUGCUCCAGCUCACCUUAGCCGAUUUACCGGAAGCCGUGAUCAACUCAGUCGAUCCACUUGACCCGGCGAAUCAGUUUUUGGAGUCGACCGCACAAACAGACAUCGAGAGUUGGGGAGUGAUCGUCAACAGCUUCGCCGAUAUCGAACCGCCGGCAUACAUUCAACUCCUUGAAUCAUUCUACGGACCGGUUGCCGGAGGCCGAGUUUGGCUCGUCGGCCCCCUAAACCUCCUCACCGAAACCGAACCGGUGGAGAAGCUCAGCUCUGAGUCGGAGUGUAUUCGGUGGCUCGACCGGCAGCCCGAUGGAUCGAUCAUCUACGUGGCGUUCGGGACGCAGGUGGAUAUUUCUGAUGAGCAGCUGGAUGAGGUAGCCCACGGGCUGGUUCGGGCCGGGAUCCGAUUCCUAUGGGCCGUGCGGUCGGAAACAUGGCUGCCACCCAUAGGUUCUGCAGAUCUGGGGAGGAUAGAGAGAGGGUGGGUCCCUCAAAAGCAGGUGUUGAGCCACGUGGCAGUCGGAGGAUUCGUGAGCCACUGCGGCUGGAACUCGGUGCUUGAGGCGGUGUCGGCCGGCGUGGCGUUGCUGACGUGGCCGAUGAUUGCGGAACAGUGGCUGAAUGCGAAGAUGGUGGCGGAGGUGAUAGGCGUUGGGAUAAGGCUCCGAAUCCCGGCUGCGGGAGUGGUGGUUGGAAGGAAGGAAGUGGAAGAAGGGGUGAGAGAGUUAAUGGAAGGGGAGAAGGGGAGGAGGGCUAGGGAGAGGGCGGCUGAGCUGGCGGAGAAAGCUAAGGCUGCGGUGGUGAAGGGAGGAUCGUCUUAUGAGACCCUCGAUAAGCUCCUAGAAGAGCUUAGGAAGGUUCCGACGGCUACGGCGGUGACGGAGGUGGAGGAAGGAGAAGCACGGGUUGAAGGGGAAGUGAAGAUGGUGAAGAUGGUGCAUAGGGAAUGGCGCGAUGGUCUGCAGCCUCUGCAUGCAUGAUGCAUGCACCAUAAAAAUAUGAUUAAAAUAAUAAUAGUAUUCUCAUAUUUUAAUCAGAGCGUUAGAAAAGAUGAUUUAUAAGAGUUUCGGAUCCGAAUAUUUUCAUAUAUAUAAUAUGAAUUUUGAUUUUAAUAUAUGAAUAUUUAUCA
Molecule: messenger RNA, 1151 nt
Organism: Dendrobium catenatum
Lineage: Eukaryota; Viridiplantae; Streptophyta; Magnoliopsida; Asparagales; Orchidaceae
Product: UDP-glycosyltransferase 73B4-like
Exons: 2
Coding region: 1-1002 (333 amino acids)
Molecular function (GO): UDP-glycosyltransferase activity
Source: RefSeq, a predicted model, not a curated record